AUGGCAAAGAAAGAGGUUAGUGCGAGCAAACCGGGCAACACAAAGAAAGAUAAUGUACUGCUGAAGAAAAGAAAACAGCAAGCAGUUGAAAAAGAAGAAGCAGAAAAAGAAAAAGAAGAAGGAGUUUCCGAAGACGAAUUCAAUGUUCAAGGAUUGAUUGACCCCGAAAGCGAUAGCGACGACGAGGGAGCAGCAGCAGCAGAAGAAGAAGAAGAAGAAGAACAACAACAGGAUGUGAAGGAACUUGAUUUGGACAAAGGAGAAGUCAUAAGUAGUGAUUCCGAUGCUGAAGACUUUGACUCUGAAGAAGAACUUAAUAAGCUACUUGGUGAAGAAGAUGACCCCAGCGAUUACUCCUCAGUUGGAUUUUCGGAUGAACCAAAAGAGGAUGGAGAUGAACAAGACGAACAGGAUGCUUUUGCUGCGGCUGAUGCAGCCACUGACGAUGAUGCAUUUGGCGAUGUGAAGUUGAAGAAUCUUUCAAUAACCGACCCAUCAAAGCUUGAAGUUCGUACAAAAUUUUCUGACGGAACACCAAGAAUCAUCAAACCAGAGAUUGAACCAGUUUACGAUAGUGACGACAGUGACGCAGAAAACUUCAACACUAUAGGAAACAUCCCUAUUUCUGCAUAUGAGGAAAUGCCACACAUUGGGUACGAUAUUAAUGGUAAAAGAAUAAUGAGACCUGCUAAAGGAUCUGCCUUGGAUCAGUUGUUGGAAAGUAUAGAUUUACCACAAGGUUGGACUGGUUUACUCGAUCAGAAUACCGGUGCUCCUUUGAAGAUUACAGAUGAGGAAUUAGAGUUGAUUCGUAAGAUUCAACAGCAAGAGAAUACCGAUGAAAAUAUCAACCCAUACGAGCCAUUAAAUGAUUGGUUUACGAAAAACCAGGAGGUUAUGCCAUUAACAGCUGUUCCUGAACCAAAGAGAAGGUUUGUUCCUUCAAAACAUGAGGCCAAGAGAGUGAUGAAGAUUGUCAAGGCAAUACGCGAGGGAAGAAUUUUGACGCCUGAAAAGGCUAAGGAACUCAAGGAAAAAGAGACUGAGGAGAUGAACUAUGAUCUUUGGCAAAAUGAAAGUGAGGUGCCAGAUCACAUUAUGAACUUGAGAGCUCCCAAAUUGCCACCACCUACAAACGAGGAGAGUUACAAUCCACCAGAAGAGUAUUUGCUCAACGAAGAAGAGAAACAAAAAUGGCUCGAACAGGAUCCAGUCGAUAGAGAAAGGAACUUUAUACCACAGAAAUAUAGCUCAUUACGACUAGUCCCCGGUUACCAAGACAGUGUCAGGGAAAGAUUUGAAAGAUCCUUGGACUUGUACUUGGCCCCAAGAUUGCGUAAGAAUAAAUUGAACAUCGACCCAGAGAGUUUAAUUCCCGAGUUACCAUCACCAAAGGAUUUGCGUCCGUUCCCAAUCAAGUGUUCCACCGUAUAUGAAGGACAUACUGGUAAGAUUAGAACUUUGUCAAUUGACCCUCAAGGUUUGUGGUUGGCAACUGGUUCGGAUGAUGGAAGUGUACGUAUAUGGGAAGUCUUAACAGGAAGGCAGGUGUUUAAAGCACAACUUGUCAAUAAAGAGCAUAAUGGCGAGGACCAUAUUGAGUCAUUAGAGUGGAAUCCAAAUGCCCAAACUGGUAUUUUGGCCGUUUGUGCUGGUGAAAACAUUUAUUUGCUUGUGCCACCAAUAUUUGGGUUUGAGAUUGAAAACACUGGUAAAUUGAGGAUUGAAAGUGGUUGGGGUUAUGAUACCUUUGGAAAUACUAAGCAGGACCUUAAAGUCAAGGGAGAUGAUACUAAAGGAGAUUUGGACGAUGAUGAUGAAGAAGAAGAAGAAGAAGAAGAUGAUGAUGAUGAUGACGAGGGUCAAGGCAAAGGAAAAGCUCAUAAUUCCACCGCGCCAGCAAAGAAGGAUGUUGCCAAGUGGAUCAACCCCAACUCAUCCCAACAAGCAAUGGGAAUAUCUGCAAUUAUCCAGUGUCGUAGGACAGUUAAAAAGAUAUCAUGGCAUAGGAAAGGUGAUUACUUUGUUACUGUUUCCCCUGAUAGUAAAAACACUGCAGUACUUAUCCAUCAAUUAUCCAAGCACUUGUCACAAUCUCCCUUUAGGAAAUCUAAAGGUGUCAUUAUGGAUGCCAAAUUCCAUCCAUUUAAGCCACAAUUGUUUGUUGCGUCACAGCGACAAAUCAAAAUCUAUGAUCUUGCACAGCAAACUCUUUUGAAGAAACUCUUACCUGGUGUUCGAUUAUUGUCAACGAUUGACUUACAUCCUAGAGGUGAUAACUUGUUAGCUGCUUCAUAUGACAAGCGUGUCUUGUGGCACGACUUGGACUUGGCUGCUACACCAUACAAGACAUUGAGAUAUCACGAGAAAGCAGUGCGUCAAAUCAAGUACCACAAGGGUUCCUUACCCUUGUUUGCCUCUGCCAGUGAUGAUGGUAUUAUUCAUGUGUUCCAUGGUACAGUGUAUGAUGAUUUGAUGACCAAUCCUCUUUUGGUACCGCUCAAGAAAUUGAGUGGACACAAGGUUAUCAACCAAAUUGGUGUUUUGGACAUUGUGUGGCACCCUAAGGAAGCAUGGUUGUUCAGUGCAGGUGCUGAUGGUACUGCACGUUUAUGGACUACCUAA
Molecule: messenger RNA, 2625 nt
Organism: Lodderomyces elongisporus
Lineage: Eukaryota; Fungi; Ascomycota; Pichiomycetes; Serinales; Debaryomycetaceae
Gene: ERB1
Product: Erb1p
Exons: 1
Coding region: 1-2625 (874 amino acids)
Biological process (GO): ribosome biogenesis; maturation of LSU-rRNA from tricistronic rRNA transcript (SSU-rRNA, 5.8S rRNA, LSU-rRNA)
Cellular component (GO): preribosome, large subunit precursor; PeBoW complex
Molecular function (GO): protein binding; ribonucleoprotein complex binding
Source: RefSeq, a predicted model, not a curated record